Acanthosepion pharaonis is the source of this 1593-nucleotide messenger RNA. The record is from the annotation of a GenBank genome assembly. NCBI's taxonomy places the organism in Eukaryota, Metazoa, Mollusca, Cephalopoda, Sepiida, Sepiidae.
UUGUUUCCUCUCUUUCAAUUACCAUGUCGUCCCUUCCUCGUUUCACGACUCUCUUUUCCUUCUACUUUUUCUUCCUCUCAAAUAUUCUUUUCUUCCCUCUCUUCCGAUUACCAUGUCUGUCUCUCCACCUAUCAAAAUUCUCACUUCCCACUAAUUUAUCUUCCUCUCACUCAUUCUUUUGUUUCCUCUCUUUCAAUUACCAUGUCGUCCCUUCCUCGUUUCACGACUCUCUUUUCCUACUACUUUUUCUUCCUCUCAAAUAUUCUUUUCUUCCCUCUCUUCCGAUUACCAUGUCUGUCUCUCCACCUAUCAAAAUUCUCACUUCCCACUAAUUUAUCUUCCUCUCACUCAUUCUUUUGUUUCCUCUCUUUCAAUUACCAUGUCGUCCCUUCCUCGUUUCACGACUCUCUUUUCCUUCUACUUUUUCUUCCUCUCAAAUAUUCUUUUCUUCCCUCUCUUCCGAUUACCAUGUCUGUCUCUCCACCUAUCAAAAUUCUCACUUCCUCCUACUUUUUCUUCCUCUCACACAUUCUUUUGUUUCCUCUCUUUCAAUUACCAUGUCGUUCCUUCCUCGUUUCACGACUCUCUUUCCUUCUACUUUUCUUCCUCUCAAAUAUUCUUUUCUUCCCUCUCUUCCGAUUACCAUGUCUGUCUCUCCACCUAUCAAAAUUCUCACUUCCUCCUAUUUUAUCUUCCUCUCACUCAUUCUUUUGUUUCCUCUCUUUCAAUUACCAUGUCGUCCCUUCCUCGUUUCACGACUCUCUUUUCCUUCUACUUUUUCUUCCUCUCAAAUAUUCUUUUCUUCCCUCUCUUCCGAUUACCAUAUCUGUCUCUCCACCUAUCAAAAUUCUCACUUCCCCUACUUUUUUCUUUCUCUCCUCCUUCUUUUGUUUCCUCUUUUCAAUUACCAUGUCGUUCCUUCCUCGUUUCACGACUCUCUUUUCUUCUACUUUUUUCUUCCUCUCAAAUAUUCUUUUCUUUUCUCUUUCCGAUUACCAUGUCUGUCUCUCCACCUAUCAAAAUUCUCACUUCCCCCUACUUUUUCUUUCUCUCACUCCUUCUUUUGUUUCCUCUCUUUCAAUUACCAUGUCGUUCCUUCCUCGUUUCACGACUCUCUUUUCCUUCUACUUUUUCUUCCUCUCAAAUAUUCUUUUCUUCCCUCUCUUCCGAUUACCAUGUCUGUCUCUCCACCUAUCAAAAUUCUCACUUCCUCCUAUUUUAUCUUCCUCUCACUCAUUCUUUUGUUUCCUCUCUUCAAUUACCAUGUCGUCCCUUCCUCGUUUCAAAACGACUCUCUUUUCCUUCUACUUUUCCUCUAAAAUAUUCUUUUCUUCCCUCUCUUCCGAUUACCAUGUCUGUCUCUCCACCUAUCAAAAUUCUCACUUCCCCCCUUUUUUUUUUCUCACUCCUUCUUUUGUUUCCUCUCUUUCAAUUACCAUGUCGUUUUCCUUCCUCGUUUCGACUCUCUUUUUUCUACUUUUCUUCCUCUCAAAUAUUCUUUUUUUUUCUCUCUUCCGAUUACCAUGUCUGUCUCUCCACCUAUCAAAAUUCUCACUUCCUCCUACUUUAUCUUCCUCUCUCUCAUUCUUUUGA